UUUAAUUAUAUUGAGAUACUAUAAGCACGAUGGAUUCAAUUAGCAAGAAGUUCAUCACCGAAAUGUUUUUGGACAGCGACAGUGUUACAUCUAUAAACAGGCUAGUGGUUGCUGUUGCGAAAGUAGUGAACGAAAACGUUGAAAACAUUUCAACUAUUAAUGAAAUAUUUCAAAAAGAAUAUGAUCAAGGACUGCUCCCCAACGAACAGAACCAGAAAAAGGCUCAACAUGGACUUUCGGUCUCACGCACAUCGAAGAACUUUUAUGAAGAAAGUGUUAUACAUUUUACUAAUGAUGACUAUGUGGAAAUGUUGAAAAUGAAAAAAACCACAGUGGAGGCUCUCAUCAACUUUUUGAAAGACUUAAUAAAAACUGGAAGCAUUGUGCCGUUAGAUAAAAAAGUUCAUGUCUUUCUUUGGCUGUUGAUCAACUCAUCAUCUUGCAGCGAAGUUGGUCUCCUGUUCAACCUGCAUAAAUCAACAGUGAAUGUGAUAUUCCAUGAAAUUGCUACACUGUUAACGGAGCAAAGAUAUAAUUUUAUCAGCUGGCCAUCAAUAGAAGAGCAGCAUCUCACAAGGGUGAAAGUUAAUAAUAGAUUCAAAUUUCCAAAUUGUGUGGGUUUCAUUGACGCUUGCAGAUUAAAGGUGUCGUCUAUAAGAAAUAAAAAAUCGAAACCUGAAAUAGUACUUCUUCAGGCAGUCUGCGACGAGUCACUCAUGUUUAUAGAUAUUCAUGUGGGUGAAAUUGGAAGAACAAGGAAAGGAAGAGUAUUUAAAGAAAGUAAACUUGCUCAGGAGCUGAAGAAUUUUGUUGAUUUUGAAAAUCACAUACUAGGUGACUCUCAGUAUAAGUUGAGGAAAAAUUUGAUUACACCUUUUUCAAGUGAAGAAUUACUGACCAGUGAAGAGAUGAAGUUCAACGAGGUGCACUGGAAAGCUCGCUCAUAUAUUGGUCAUGCGUUUGAGCUGCUUAAGGAGAGAUUUAGAAAGUUAAAUAAUAUUGACAUCAACAGGCCUGAAACUGUUAAAACACUGAUAUAUGCUUCAUGUGUGCUUCAUAACUUUAUUUUACUCCAUGAGGGGUGCCCAGAUUUGAAAGAAGAAGCAAUUGCUUGUAAUGAUGGUGUUGUUAUUGAUACAAAUAUUGUCACAAGUGCAGUUGAAAAGCGUCAGUUUCUAUGUAAUUAUAUUAAUUAUAUGGAAAGUACUUAAUC
Messenger RNA from Cydia amplana, 1213 nucleotides. RefSeq lists its product as uncharacterized. NCBI's taxonomy places the organism in Eukaryota, Metazoa, Arthropoda, Insecta, Lepidoptera, Tortricidae. Bases 30 to 1211 code for a protein of 393 amino acids. The transcript is spliced from 2 exons. The record is from RefSeq and is a predicted model, not a curated record.